CUCCAGGAUCUCCAGGUAGUCGACCACCACCCCGACAUCAGGCACAACAUAGUGGCAAACAUGGGGCGAAAGGCACGGACUUUCCUGUGCAUGUUUUUGGACAUGUGGGAGGAAACCGGUGAACCUGGAGAAAACCCCCCCACACACAGAGGAGAACAUGCAAGCUCCACACAGAAAUGCCCAAACUGGAAUGCAAACCAGCAACCUUUCCGCUACACCCAGUAUCAACAACAACAACACAGUGGCAGGUCCCUCCUCAUCAUGAGAACAGCUCCAGCCUACAUUACCAUACAGGAGCUGGGAGGCCAGUGAAAGGCUCACUCUGCCGUCUAUAUGCCUGGUUGCCCCCUAACAGGAUUAAGGGGAUAUGCUACUCUAAUCUGCUGGCAGGCUUUAGGAGGAGACGCUUCCACACACUCCGCAGACUCUGUGGUCAACACGGAGAAGGAGAGAGGGAUGUUUGGUUGUUACUGCAGGGGAGCGCACGCACACACACAUACGCGUGUACCCACACAGUGUUUAUGGAUGUGAAGCAGAGGUAAACAGAUGUGACGACUGAAUGGCCCCUUGUGUAGCAGACAUGACAGCAGAGGAAACCUGUGGCCCAUUGGUGCUGAGUCCUGUGGGAGGGGUCAAGUUAAUGCCAGAGGAGGAACUCCACAGCUGCAACCUGGAAGUGGCAGAGUAUCACACAGAUGUUCCCACUGAGGAAUGUGCAGCAGUGACCGACAGCAGUGUGUGUGCUGAGGAGCCAUUCUGCAGGAUCUGCCAUGAAGACGGGGCCUCCGGGGAGCUGCUGUCCCCCUGCGACUGCUCCGGCAGCCUGGCCAUGGUGCACCGCGCCUGCCUGGAGCAAUGGCUCACCACCUCCAACAGUGGCCACUGUGAACUCUGUCACCACCAGUUUGCGCUAAAGCGAAUGCCAAAACCUCUCACCGAGUGGUUGUGUGCUCCGUCCAUGCAGCAGCAGAGGAGGACGCUGUGCGGUGACACGGUGUGCUUCUUGUUCAUCACACCACUGGCCAGCCUGUCAGGGUGGCUGUGUGUCCAAGGAGCGAAGGACCUCUACUACACCAACGGCAUGGAGGCCCUGGGGCUGAUGGUCCUCACACUGGCUCUGUUUACUAUCUACGUCUUCUGGACUGUGGUAUCCGUGCGCUACCACAUGCAUCUCUUUGCAACAUGGAAGAAGACGGACCAGAGAGUGCGACUGCAGAUUCCCUCGUCUGGCCACAGAACAAACAACCAUCAGACUCUGUCCAUCAGCAGCCUGAGCAAAGCCACCAACAAAGAGACAAUGGUGUAGGGCUGCGUUCUUCUACAAUCAACACACCUCCCAUGUAAGGAAAGUGAGUCACAAGGCCCCAGAACACAGACGGGUGACUGUUAAACCACAAAACCUUGUGUGGAAACUUAGACUUUGAAACAACAUAUGUGUAAAUAGAGUCAUUCUUCACACGUAAGAUAUUUUUAUAAUUCCUCUUUUAAUUGCCCAUUACAGUAUGAAAAAUGUACAUUGAAAUGUAGUUUGUUGUAAUGAUUUGUAAAUACACUUAUUGAUGGAUAUUUUAAUUGUAUAGUUUAUAACUGAUGAAAGGCUUUAUCACUAUUUCUGCUACUCUUGUCGACACCAACGAACUAUGAGACGGUUGUGGUGUCUCCUACCGUCCCUUUUAAAGUCUCUUGAAGCCUCACUUUUCUGUUCCUGCCUGACAGCAGUGGAAGCAGAGAUGUUCCAUCCAUCUCAAUGUUUGACAUGUUUUUACCUGAGUGUGGAUCCGUCAGCUCCAAUCCGUCCGACCUUUGUUCUCUGACCUUACUCCUAAACACGGAACUGCUGCUCUCUGGAUGCUGUUUUUGGCCCCAAGUCAAAAAAAAAAAAAAACACUCACUAGUUCCACGAAAUAAAGUCACUGAGAUCACA
Messenger RNA from Solea senegalensis (Senegalese sole), 1924 nucleotides. RefSeq lists its product as uncharacterized. The coding region runs from base 560 to 1306 and encodes 248 amino acids. The transcript is spliced from 8 exons. Gene Ontology annotation, molecular function: ubiquitin-protein transferase activity; zinc ion binding. Gene Ontology annotation, biological process: protein ubiquitination. Lineage: Eukaryota; Metazoa; Chordata; Actinopteri; Pleuronectiformes; Soleidae. The record is from RefSeq and is a predicted model, not a curated record.